This is a messenger RNA of Aspergillus ruber CBS 135680, 3224 nucleotides long. RefSeq names its product putative C6 transcription factor. Gene Ontology annotation, biological process: regulation of DNA-templated transcription; DNA-templated transcription. Lineage: Eukaryota; Fungi; Ascomycota; Eurotiomycetes; Eurotiales; Aspergillaceae. The record is from RefSeq and is a predicted model, not a curated record. Gene Ontology annotation, molecular function: zinc ion binding; DNA binding; DNA-binding transcription factor activity, RNA polymerase II-specific. The transcript has a single exon. Gene Ontology annotation, cellular component: nucleus. Bases 153 to 3005 code for a protein of 950 amino acids.
GACCGACUCAACCCGUCGCUCUCUCCCCAGACCACUUUGAACCUGAUCUACAGAGCUAGAAAAGCUCCGGUUUGGGGGUUGAUCCCAUUUCAAUUACGCAAACCCCUCCCAACGAUGCCCCCAGUGUUGUCGUUGGGGUAUCCGAACCCGUCAUGAUCCCACCCGAAUCCGAAGAAUCGCCCUUGGGCUUCACAGGCGCCUCAACUACAUACAGCCAGCACGACGAUGCCGCUGCCCAGGCCGAAGAUCUGGACUCUCAGAGCCCCGCGAGCUCGCGCGACCCCGGUAGCGUUCAGACCGUAAACGACACCGCAACAUCAGCCCCCGAGCACCGGGAUGACGCGCAAGGUAGCAACAGCAAUACCGCACAAAGUAAUAAUCAAGAAGAAGGCGACAAGCCCUCGUGGAGCGAGAUGAAGACCAAGGCUGGGAAAGAGAGGAAGCGUUUACCGCUGGCUUGUAUCGCAUGUCGGCGCAAGAAAAUUCGCUGCUCAGGCGAGAAGCCCGCGUGCAAACAUUGUUCACGGUCUCGCAUUCCCUGCGUCUACAAGGUUACCACGAGGAAGGCGGCCCCGCGGACGGAUUAUAUGGCUAUGUUGGAUAAACGGUUGAAGAGGAUGGAGGAUCGUGUUAUUAAGACGAUUCCUAAGGAAGAGACGAGGGAUAUGGCUGCCAUCGGGCGGUCUGUGGUUAGGCCUCCGGCUCCCGGGCAGCCAACUUCGAAGAGUCAGAAGAAACGGUCUGCGGAUGAAGCGUUUGCGUCGGAGUUGGAUGACUGGACGCGUGAGGAGCGCAGGGCGCCGCAAGAUACAUUUCCUAUGAGCAAGUCGGGUGAUGGCGGAUCCAGCCUUUUGACCGAGGGAGCCGAGUUUUUGCCAUCCUUGGAAAUCCAAGAACAUCUUGCAGAAGUGUUUUUCGACUGUGUAUACGGACAGUCGUAUCUUUUACUUCACAAGCCUAGUUUUAUGCGCAGAUUACGAGCCGGGUCUGUUCCCCCGGCAUUGAGUCUCGCUGUCUGUGCCGUCUCCGCUCGAUUCUCGACGCAUCCGCAACUCAACUCAGAGCCUCCAUUCUUGCGAGGGGAGAACUGGGCAAACCCUGCCGCUGCGAUCGCGUUGAGUCGUCAUGAUGAACCGAAUAUCACCAUAUUGACCGUGUUCUUGUUACUGGGAUUGCACGAAUUUGGAACCUGUCAUGGUGGACGAAGUUGGUCUUUCGGUGGUCAGGCUCUGAGGAUGGCAUACGCAUUGCAACUACACAGGGAACUUGAUUACGAUCCGCUUUUACAACAUAGCAAUGGCAAUGGGUCACAACUAAGUUUCACCGAUAGGGAGAUUCGACGGCGUACCAUGUGGGCCUGCUUGUUGAUGGAUCGAUACAAUUCCUCCGGUAGUCAACGUCCGCCAAUAGGGAAUGAAAAAUUCCUGCAUAUCCAACUUCCCAUCAAGGAGUCACAUUUUCACAUGGAAAUUCCAGGGCCGACGGAGGACCUGGACGGAAAUGUUCCCAACCCAGUCCCAGAUGACAUAGGACAGCUGUCCAAUGCUAAAGAAAACAUGGGUGUUUCGGCCUACAUAAUUAAGACUGUAGUCAUCUGGGGACGCAUUGUCGACUACUUGAAUCUCGGGGGAAAGAGAAAGGAUCCUCAUCCUCUGUGGUCGCCGGAGUCUGGGUACACGCGCCUCAAGCGACAAAUCGACGAGUUCUCCGCAAGCCUCCCAAGCCAUCUUUUGUUCACCUAUGAGAACCUCCAGAUACAUGCGGCAGAACGAAUCGCAAACCAAUUCCUUUUUCUACAUAUCAUCAUCCACCAGAACAUCCUCUUCUUGAACCAGUUUGCGAUUCCGCUUUCUCCCGGAGGGCGGCCUCCCAGAGAUAUGCCCAAGGCUUUCUUAAGCAACGCAGGACGAGCAGCAGUGGAGGCUGCGCAUCAUAUCUCUGUCCUAAUUGACCGUGCGUCGGCUUAUCCACUCACUGUACCCUUUGCAGGAUACUGUGCGUACUCUGCCAGUACGGUCCAUAUCUGGGGAAUAUUCUCCAAGAACGCGCAGCUGGAGGCUCGGUCCAAAGAGAAUUUACGGCAUACCUAUCGAUACCUGAACAAGAUGAAGAAGUACUGGGGUAUGUUUCACUACAUGGUAGAAAGUGCAAAGGAUCGAUACCGGCAAUUCGCAGACGCUGCCAUCAAGGGCACUGUUGCUAUGAAUGACGGCGGCAAGUUGACCGCCAUGUUCCAAUACGGUGAUUGGUUCGACAAGUAUCCUCAUGGAGUAUCACGAAUGCACUGGGAGGACCCUGGUGCGAAACAAAAAGAGACAGGCGACGAUGCGGUUAUGGGUCAGAAGCCAGACCUACAGAGUGUCGAAGACUUCUUCGCCAGCCUGUCUCCUACACCGCAGACCGCGGUUCCUCGCAGGUCGCAUUCAAGAAAGAGCAGCCGUCUCGAUAGCGCCAGCUCCGAACACCCACCUCGACCACAAUCAACAGUCGACGUGAACAUGGAAAGCUCGCCCGGGAUGUUGGGGACAUCUGGAGCCGGAUUCCCCCAACCGGCCAUGUACAACCACGGCCGCGCGCAGGCAUUCGGGCCCUCUCCACUGGAUUUCAACAUCCCAUCCGACCAACUUCCCCAACUUGACCGACAAUUUGUCUACGGCUCCUUUGCCGGAUUCGACCCAGCCUCCUUCGAAGCACCACAACCGCCACCAGCGGAUAACCCACCAAUAACUCCAUCCGCAACGAACGGCGUGGAACCCCCACCCCACCAGGAUGCCGCCAUUUUCACCGGCCAACUCGACCCGAGCGCGCCCUCAGGUGCAGGCGAGUAUUACCAACCCAGCGCAUGGUUCCUGCCAUUUAACCUCGAACCGAUCACCCCAGCACCAGGUAUGGAACAACCCCCCGGCGCCGGCGGAGGCGGCGGUGAUAUGUUCGGUAAUCCAGGUUUGCCCAUGGGAACAUACGACUUUGGCAUGAGCGGGAUGAAACGCGAUCCCCAUAUAUGAUUCAUCGUUCUUAUACGUUUCCUAUUCUGUAACAACCGUACUAUGUGAUAUUGAUAUGGCGUGCUUGUUUUAUUUGAUCAACUACUAUUGUAUAAGGGGUUUAGCAGGAGCUGGUUGGACGGAUUGGAAAAGACUAGGAGUUUUUUAUGAGCUCGCAUGGUUCUGUUUAUAAGUUAUUUUUGGAUAUCAUCGCAAUAAUAUAUGUUGAUGAAUACUCAC